Messenger RNA from Porites lobata, 33507 nucleotides. Lineage: Eukaryota; Metazoa; Cnidaria; Anthozoa; Scleractinia; Poritidae. The record is from the annotation of a GenBank genome assembly.
AUGACAAGCGCUAAAGACGAAAAAUCUGAGAGUUCGUCUUCAGACGAGGACGAGGAAUCUUUGAGAGAACUGGUAGGUUGUAGUUAUCAGCAUUUGUAUAGUAACUUCCAAGUUUUAGCAGUUUCACAGUGAUCGAUUGUGGUUUGAUUUCUGUUCGCUUUUGUUCUCAACUUUUUCAGGUUUUUUCUUAUUUGGGGCUUUCUUUUCAUAAAAAGUGCUUUGUUUUCGGUUGUUGAAAGAUCAGUCGAUAAUAACUGCGGGGAACUGAUUGAAUUCAUUACAUUGAAAAUUAAUUUUUAAGAAGUUUAAGAUUACUUUGGUCAACAUCGAGUUUACGUGAUCAUUAAUUAAUGAAAGCCCAUUUUAUUUUAGAGUUUUCGUUUUGAUGCGUUUUUCCAUUGCACUGUUUUGAAUGGAUUUAUGUAUUGAAGUUUUCAGCGUAAAAACUGUCAGAGGAGUGUGCCGGGGGUUGCAGCCUAGCAAGGGCUGCGCUGCAAAUGGGGUUUGAUUAAGAUUCCUGGAGAUGGUUUCAUUUGAUCUUUACCAAGGAUAUCCUGGUUUCUAGCUUCAGAAAAAGUUUUCAAGUAUUCGUCUUCUCCUAAUCCACAUUCAGUGUCAUAAUGCAAAGAGCAGUGAAAGGAGAAGACCAUAAUAUCCUUGAUUUCCGUUGUACCUACAUGUACAUGUACGCUUAUGCAAAGCAAUAGUUCUCUGAUCAAGCUCUAGACCUAGCCUUGCCACAGCUCCAUCUUUUAAAGCCUUUGAAGGUGAGAGUAUGCAAGGCACCUAGUUGCACCCAGGCUCGAUUUCUGCCGUCUCCUGAGUACAGUCUUUGGUCACUCUCAAUAAGGGGGAUGGUUGCGGGCUUAUUUGUCCAGAACAACGGCUGGUAAUUGAGCCUAGCUGCACCAGAAGAUCCAAGUUGAGAGGCACUCGUGCAGAAAAUACAUUAUGCCCUUUUUGGGGAGGCACAUUAUACAACAACCCUAAAAACAGCUGGAUAGAGAUGCCAGACUGACUGCAAUAACCACUGUCAUAAUUUCUUUAUCUUAUCUUUACUUUGUGAGUUUUUCUUUUAUGUUUGCAUUUGUCUUUUGUUUUUGUGUUGCUAUCUGUGUUUUUUUUUUUAAUUUUAAUAUUUUGCCUUGACCUAACCAUCAUGACCCAGGUAAUGAAUAAAUCUUACCAGUUUGAUAUAUUCUGAAUCUAUAACAGACUGUUUUUCAUUUAGGGAUUAAGAAGAUAUUUUGCUGGCAAAUAUACAGUUUAUUAUAAUAUUUUUUUUUUAUUUCCACUCUUCUGACACUUUAGGAAUUUCAAGGUUUUAAGUAGACAAACUAUACUAUAAGUAUUUUUCUUUUCUCUUUUUGUUUCUCUUUAUUAUUUUUUUACGUUUGUAUUUUGCUUUGUUUUGUUCUUUUUUAUGUUGUGAAGAGACAAGCAGUUCAGUCUGUCAAUAAAGCCAGAUUAAAAAGGAAACACACGAAAAGCUCCCUUGAAGAACUGGUACAUGAUUAAGUUUUCAUUGUGAUAUAUCACCACAUAAAUGCUUACGAAUAAAUACACACAAAGGCAAUAGUUCUUAGACACAUUGUAGAAGUGAAUCUACUGUACUACAGUUGCACUUUUUUAUUUUAUUUCACAUUCAUUUUACAUAACUUUGAUAAAAGAUGUGAGACGAGAAAUAGUGGUUUGGCUUUCACAACAGAUCAGGGACCAUUAUAAUCAAAAGUUAUGACAGCAUUUACAUGGCAGCAUUAGCCUCAAUCAGUGGCUCCUUGCAGCCUACAGUUCAGACAUUUUUGGGGGUAGGGGUGGGGAUGAGAACUGUCUAGAAUUUGCUUGGGUUGCGGUGAAAAAGUCAAAGGGGAGUAGCAACCUGCACAAUGAGCAUUAUUAGGGAUUUUCGGGUAGGGAAGACAGGCAAGAAAACAACUGGCUACAAGGGCUGUAAAAACGACAAAAACUACCUCGAUAAUAAUGCCAGAGAGUUAAACCCUUUUGACUGGAUUUGCUCUGAACAAUGAAUGUUCCAGCACUUACCAGUUUUUUAAGCCUCUUGCCAGUCAGUAUAUUGACUUUUAAAAAAGUCCUUCUCGUGACUUUGUCACUCGCUCAGCUGCUUUGUUGCCUCAACAGCUCGCUCCACUCACUUAGAAACUCGUGAGAUUGACUUGUGGCAAGUCUAGCCAGUGACUAUGACUCAGACAAGAAUCCUAUCUCGCAAAUGAGUGAAAAAUCUGCUCUAUUAAAAUUAGAUGGGAGUUUGGCUGUGUCCAGAUCCUGGGUGGUAAAAAAACAUCCUUUUGAAAGAUAUUCAAGCUGUCUUGGCUUUAGAUACGGGAGUACCCUUAUGGAACCCAAACAUGCUUUCAGUUGGGACGUAAAUUAAGACUCACUGGAUAUGGUGAUAGAACAGUGUUCACAUGGUCUUGAAAAGUCCUUGAAUUUUAGGUGGAGUCCUUGAAAAGUCAUAGAAUUCCAUUUUUUCUGGAAAAGUCUUUAAAUUUCUGUGCAAGUCUUUGAAAUAUCCUUGAAUUUUCCUCAAUUAUUUGAAUUUAGGGGCCUGGAAAGUGAUUUUUAAUGAUAGAAUAUAACUCAUACCUCAGAGACGUUAAAGGUGAUUUAGAGCUGUACUUAUAGGGUUUUAUGCAAGAAUUAACUCUCAAUUUAAUCAAGUGAAUUGAAAAAUGUAGAGACGUUGGAGGAGCAAACAGUUCAAGCCUUUAUUUAAAAGUCUAUUAGAAUGGAAUGUUAAUGUGCAUUUUUGCACAAUCUGUGAUCAAAUUACAUUCCUGGUGGGUGGUCCUUGAAAAGUCCUUAAAAAAUAAUUGCAAUUUUCUGUAUGAACCCUGUAGAAACUAGAUCCACUUUCAGAGUAUGGCUAAUGAUGUAAGCUUUGUGCUGUUAUGUAAAUUCAAGGCUUUAAUUGCUCUAGCACUGCCCAAUUGCCCCUGGUGCCUAAGUCUCAUUGGAGACUAGAAAAUCUUAGUUUUUUACAUAGAAAUCAUAUGUGGGGCACCCUAGAUUUCAUAAGUUUAGGGUUCUGCUGGCCCCCAUGUCAAUUUUUCUUAGAGCACAGUCUUGUGUAGGUUAGAAAUCCUCUACUUACCCAGCGGCCAGUUAUUGCCUAGCAGCUCAUUUCUUUUGUCUAUAGUGCACUGUAAAUGGAGUCAAGUUUGAAAAGUUACAGAAAGGAUCAGGAAAAAAUGUCAAAUCCUUGGAGAUGUUCUUCUCAGGCUUUCCAAAGAUAAUUGGCAUGGAGAACUUUCCAAGCCUACAGAGCCUCACUCUAAUGGGUCAGCAGAUUACCAUGCUGGAGAAUCUGGAGUGUUUACCAAACUUGACAGAGUUAUGUGUGUCUGAAAGCAAGCUGUCUGUAAGUCAAUUUCUGUAUGACACUGUACACUGUAUCCCCCCCCCCCCACCUCUUCAUGGGAUGAGUUUUCAGUAUUCUGGUCAUGGGCAGCUGAGAUUCUAUAAUCCUUGCAUUGUGUUCCAGGCUCCGUAGCUGCACUAUUGAAGGCCUGAGAUCUAAAAAAAAAGCUUCAAAUAUGUUAUAUCAACGUGUAUUUGAUAAGAAUUCUCCUGAAUUUCGUGGUAUUUUGAAUGUUAUUGUGAAUUUUGCAGGAUUUCCUGGAUUUACUUGAAUUUCGCGGCUCCACGACCACGCAAAAUAUCAGGAUCCCUGAAAACCCCUAACAAAGAUGUAUAAGCUCAGCAGUUUACCGUAUUCUCAAGUACAAUACCCUUGACCAUGCAGUUUUCAGUUGGGGAUCAUGCCCCAACUCCCUGCUCUUGUCAAGUCCUAAAGUCUCUGAUUUCUUUACCUGUCAUAGUCUGGCUUCUUGCUUAAAGACCCUUUACCUUUCACAGUUGCACAUCGUACUCUACCCUGAUAAGAUGGAGGUUGUACCUAAUUAAUUAAUUUGAUCAUAUACUCUAUUUUAAAAAUUAAUUUAUUUUAUUAGAAUGUAACGCAAUCAUUACUACAUGUAUAGUAAAUUAAACAAACAUCAAAAGUUCAGAAUAAAGCAUAAAAGUACAGUGAGUGAGUAGUAUUAGUUUUAUGUAUUUUGUACAUUUUUAAUAAUAUGGCCAUUUUGAGGAUAUUUUAUUUUUGGAGUUGUAAUGUACUUUAAGUAGCCAUUGCCCUUGACGUGGAAAAGUGGCCAUUAUAGGGAGGUUAAAACAGGUAUGAGAGUAAAUGAUAAUAAAUUAUAGACUGUCAGUAGAGACUGAGAUAUGAGUGGUGGCACUGUGGAAAGGUGGGCAUUUGAAGAGGUUGCAUGUAACUGUAGCUGACUCAUCUCCAAUCAUCUCUUUUUGGAUCGCGCACAUGACUGCAGGAAAUGCAAGGGGUGAUUAGAAGGAGGAAAACAAAAUGGAGAGAGAGGGAGAGUUUUCCUUCUUUCCUCCUUCACAUCACCUGAUGACUCCCCUUGACCACGCUUGUCUUGUUAAGAUAUUAAUAGACAGCUUUAGGUUAGAGGACAACUAUGAGUAGGGGAUUUUCUCAAUACUACAUUGUAAGUAGACAUUGGCAGGAUAAAAACAUGAUAGCCGUCAUCAUUCUACAAUGGGUUUUAGCAAGAACAUGUGGUGGUAGCGUGAGCAAGUUAUUAAAUGUGAGAUGUUUUAUCAUAACAAAAGAUAUGGUGACGUGUAUUUUGUUUUUCUCAACAGAAAAUUUCCGGUCUCAGUGAGUGUAAACAGUUAAGAAAACUGCUGUUGUAUGACAAUAGGAUUGCAAAAAUAGAGAAUAUUUCACAUCUGGAUCAGCUGACUGUCUUGUGGCUCAAUAAUAACAGAAUCAGUGAUAUAGAGGUAAUAACCAGUAACCAUUAAUAAAAUGUAACUUCCAGAUUAUUUACACCGGUUAGCUUAAGCUUGUCAAGUGAGGGUAUGUCGACAAAUGUGCAUGUUGUUAGUCCAACCUACUCUAGCUCAUCCAGACUAGCUCAGAUCAAGCUUUUAGCCAGGAAUUGGUACAUGGCUGUUCACCAAUCAUUUGAAACCACUGAGUGAGAAUCAACAAGAUGUGCUUUUAUUUGUUUAUUUUCUCCUAAAAAGUGGCUGUCCAGGGGAUGGCUGGUCGGCCACCUGGCUAAAAGCUUGGUUCAAAUGAUCAUGCAGCAUGCAAACAGAAUCGUGUCUAUAGCUCAGGGGAUAGAGAAUUUUGCCAUUAUGCCAUUAAAAAAGCAUUCUGUUCUUAACUUGCCCAACAGGCAAGUGAAGGGGGAUUUAACUACAGAUUGGGGAAGUACUUUAAGACAAAUUUCAAAUUCCUCAUUAAUUCACAUGGACCAACUGAAAGCCAUGGUUUUAGGUUCAUCUGACAAAGUAAAUUCUGUAAAAACUAGUAUCAAAACAAGUAUACUGCUGGCUGCGAGUCGCCAAGGUUUCAAAUACUGCACAUGGUGUAUUUCGUCCAAAAUGUACAUAAAUACAGAAGAUAUAAAAUUCGAAAUCUAUGUAAAGAUAUCAACAGGAAGUACAAUCAGUCAAGAAAUGUUAAAACAAACCGUAAAUAAGAAUAAUAUUCACGUACCCAUUGGUGUCUCUCAAGUUUUGCAACUAGUAGUAAUGAUCUUACUAAUCAACGAUUGUUACGUCAUGUCAUUAGUCGUGAUUAUAUCAUGCAUGAAUUUCGUGUUAUACCGAAACACUCCCCCGCCACUCGUGUUAAUAACACUACAUUUCAUUUCAGACUAGAGGUUGUGUGAUCGCCACAAUCUCCGGGUAAAAGUAAGGCUCGUAAAGCUUUUGUUAAAUUGUAGCUGACUAAAACGAAUAAAUAAAGCAAUUAAUUAAUUAACUAAUGCUGUAAUUAUUAAUUAAUUAAUUAAUAAUUAAUUAUUACUCCUGCUCAUCAAAUCUUUUUUCGGUCUAGUACAUGCUAGCUGUAAAACUGAUUCUCUUUGCAUGCAGCUGUCAUGUCAUUAAUUACAGAAGGCUGUGACUUACGUAUUGGUAAUUGGCCUUGCCUCGUCCAUUUUCCCUCAUCAUAACCGAAAGUCUUUUCAUGAUACAGGGAUUAGAUGGGCUUCUGUAUCUUCUAGACUUAAACUUGGCUGCAAACAGAAUAACAAAAAUAGGUGAGUGGUUCUAACUCUCCAAAAACUGGUAACAGUACUUUUUAACCCUUUAAACUCUAAGAUCAAAAUUUGAAUUCUCAUUUGUUGCCCCUAUUCAUUUCCUACAGAAGUAGUGGGGAGAAGUUGAUAAAAUAUCAAGCAAAUUUGUUUUGUUUGAUCAUGUCUGUAACUCUCAUGACCACUCUGUUUUACAAAGAAUUGAUAUUAAAAGGAGAAAUAUGGUGCUGAUCACUCUCAGGGCUUAAAGGGUUAAUAAAAAAGAACGUUUUCUACUGAAGAUAAUGUUAUUAAUAGUAAUUUUAUCUAUGUAUAUGUUACAGGUCAUAAUUAAAAUCAGGUAAAAUUUUUUUAACCCAGGUUGAUUCUCAAUUUCCUUUGUCUCUUAGCCAUGAUUCAUGAAUAAUUACGGCCAGGAGGCAAAGGAUAUUUAGAAUCAACCCAGGUUAAAAAAAUAAUUUUAACCUAAAUUUAAUUUUGACCUGUAACAUAAUCGUAUAUAUGUAGGUGUGUGGGUAUUGUUUCACUGAUUGAGUACACUUUGGUCCAGUUUUGAAAAAUUCUUAAACAGUACCGCUUUUUUGCAGGAAAUUCUUUCAGUGGAAAUUUAAACCUUAAGACGUUAGACCUUUCUGCAAAUUACAUUGCAUCAUUGAAGGUACAGUUUAUUGUCUUGCCAGCCUUAACUUAUUUUUAAGGAUUUUUACCCGUUCAAAGUUAAUUCACCGAUACUCGUCCAUGGCGCUGGACAGCAGCUCGAUCAAAAGAGCAAAUGGUUGCUUGCUUUAAAUUUUCCAACCAAAUUUUCUACAGUGGGACCUCAAUUUGAUGGUCCUCUUUGUGAUGAUAUUCUUGGUAUAAUGACUUUCUUCACCCCAGCAAAAGCAAAAUGUGUGGAUAAGAACCUCAAUAUAACAAAACCUUGUUAUAGUGAACAUAUUUUGUGGGUAUCUUGGCUCUUCGUUAUAUAGAGGAUCUACUGUAAUGUAAUACCAUAUUUAUUCGAUUAACCGCUUAUUUGAGUUUGAGUGGGAGUGGGAGGGAGGUGGGGUGGGGGUGGGCGCUUAUUCGAGGCUGGGCGCUUAUUAACUUUUUCCGCCUUUAGGAUGGGCACUUAUUUGAGGUGGGUGCUAAUUCGAGGUUGGGCGCCUAUUCGAAUAAAUACGGUAUUCUUAUUUCAUGUUCAACUAACAAAUAAAUAUUUUAUUAUCCAGGUCUUAGAUAGUCUGCUACAGAGCUGUUUUUAGUGUCGUCACGCAACGCUCCUCCCCACAAUUACAAAGGGAGGAGCAUUGCGUGACGACACUAAAACUGGCUGUGUAGCAGACUAGGUCCUAGAAGAAUGACCUACAUAAUAAUAUAAAUUUCCCUUUACCAGGUAAAGACCUGUCUGAUGUUGUUUUUAAAUUGUAUAGGAUCUGACAAACCUUUCGCGUCUACCUUGUCUGGAGUCAUUAAGCCUAAAGGAUCCGGUGUAUGGACCAAACCCUGUAGCUUUGUUGUGUAACUACUCCACUCAUCUGCUCUAUCACUUGCCACAGCUACGUAGAGUUGACUCAUACAGUGUGGAAAACAAAACACUCAAAGAUCUAGCAGAGGUUUGUUUCUAACUAAAUAAAGCUUUGGGUAACAUUGCCAAAAAAUUAUUAACACGGAAUCCAUCUGGAAAUUGAUUAAUUUCAAUUUUCAGUUUGCAAAAACCUUGUACCAGAAUAAUUUAAACAAUAUCGCAUUCUUUUUUACAUUUUUCAAGGGAAAAAAGAAAGUCGGCGUUGUCUUGUGUUCACGUCCUCCACAAAACGAUAAAUUAGGCAUUUUCACGUUGUAGUGGUGCAGUGACGGCAAAGAAAUGUACAUAAAAGCGUGAUGCACGUGCCAAGUUGUUGUUUUGCUAAUUUAAACCUAUUGCUUUUUUGGCCGUUCUCGUUGACGUCGCCUUCGUCGUUGCUUAAGCUCCCUAAUAUAUAAAUGUGUUUGGCUUUGGAUUCAGGUUUUUCUUUAUUUACAGACCACAGUGGUAAAGAAAAAGAUGUAUUACAACAUGCGUGUAAAGACCCUACAAAGGAACAAAGCUGACUUACUUUUCCGACUUGAGACGGAGAAAGCUGUUCUUCAAGCAGAACCAAAGAACAGGAUUCAUAAGCUCUACUCAGCUGUUAAAGAUGUGAGUACUGGCCUCGCUGUAAGACUAAAAUCAUAAUGAUACCUCGUAGUCUCCAAGGUGUUGUCAGACGCUUGUAGAGACUGCCUUAUAUGCAGGGUGCGCCAAAACGUAUGUCCGAUUUUCCGGGACAGGUAGAAAUUUAGGUCGGACAUGUGAACCUUUGACAUAACUUGUCCGUGGGACAAGCACAUUUUUAAUAGAAAAAAAAAACAGAAACAUUUAAAAAUUGCAAUUGCACUAGAAUUAAGAUUGAUCUUAUAGUCAUAAAAGGAAACCUCAUACUUAGAAAAUAAGGUUAAAUAUUCUUUUUAACUUUCCCAUACUGCGGCUCCAUUUGGCUUGGGAACCUGGUAAAACUUUCUGGACAAGAACUCUUGGGUUUUGGACAACCAAAUUUAAUAUAGAGCUUGUCCAAGUGACAAGUGGAUAAGGAAAUUUUACUCUUACUCUGCCUUAUAUGGUCCCCAAAUUUUCGUACGAUUGUCAAGAUCGAGCACUUACCGUUACGGGCCGCCAUCUUGGUAUCAAAUGUACCGAGGCGGCAGGCUCCGUUUUUUUCACGUCGUAAUCGUGCAAAAACGGAGAAGAAAUGUGCCAAAAAAGUGUGAUGCAUGUGCAACGUUGUUGUUUUGCUUAUUAAACCUAUUGGUUUUUUUUUUUUGACGGUCUUGUUGCCGUCGCGUCCUCGGAUCUUACAGUCCCUAUUGUCUCAUCUUUAUCGAGUUGCGAGCCAGUGUGACCCAGCUAAGUUGGCCACCCUUCUGGCCGAGCCAACUUUCUGUUUCUCAUGUAAACGGUGCACCGCGCUUUGUAAGGAAAUGUAUGAAAUGUUAGCUCGCCCGCCCAGGGUAGCUCAGGUAGGUGGCUGACCCGUCUACCCGAGACAACGUUUGUCCGAGGUGAGGAUAAAAGCCACGAUAUUUGAAAACAGCACGAAUUCACUUAAGUGACGCUUUUACGGCCAUCGCUGGUGUGCUUGUUGAAGCUCCCUCACGGAAGGUUUGACUGUAUUCUUAUAUUUCCUCGUAGAUUGAAAGAGAAGUAGAAGAACUUACGGACGGGACGUCCACGUCUUUUAAAGAAAACAAAAAUCCCAUCAGCCCUGCUACAGGUGAUGAAGAGAAAAAGGAAAACAUUCAGGAAGACGCAGCGAAUAUCGUAGCUGAUACAGUGGUGUAUUCACAAAGAUUACAACAGAAGAAGGAGGCUCUUUUGAAAAGAAUUGCUAAGCUACAGAAACAGUGCGAAGAGUAAGUAGUGCCAUGUUGCCAUUUUAGAAGGUUUUUCUCCAGUUACGCUAAGCAAUCUUUCUUUUAAAUUGCCCUGCAUUAUUGUUGCUCCUUUUACGAGACAUGUUGCAUGGAACCUCGCGUAGGCCUUGUUUAUAUGCCCUGGGAAAGAGGGUCACCCUCACCUAGUCAACUUUAGCGAGCGUUUAUACGAGAAACAAGUAGACCGUUCUUCCCAAUUAAAGUCCCAAGUCAACAGCACUCGCGCAUGCUCUGAUUGUUUAAAACAGCGUCAGUGCAUCCUCUGAUUGUCUUCACCGAGUUGAACCUGCUGGGCGAGUUAAAGUGUUUUUUUGGAGAAAAAUUGGUCCGACUAGGAGAGUAACCCUGCAGUCGAAAAGGUUUAACUCAGCUAAGCCGGGUCACCUAUCUAGCCGAGCCAACGUUAUGUUUCUCUUGUACACGGUUCGCCAAUUUUUGUAAGGAAAUGGAUGAAAAGUUGGUUGGCCCAGGCUAGCUCAAGUAGGCGGAUGACCCCUCCACCUAGGAAACUUUUCUCUUUAUAUUCGGAGCCUUAGUAUAACAACUCGGUCAUUGAUUUUUUUUUAAGCAACCAGUUCCUAUUGAUGUUUAUUGGCAAAUUCUGUUUUAAGGAUUGACCAGUGCCAUCAAGAGAGCUGUGAUCAAGUGAACAGUGUGUCAGAGAUGACAGUCCAGCGACUUCUGUUAGAGUUGGAGACCGGUGGAAAUGUGCGCUUUGAGGAUGGUAAACCAUCAGAUCCCUGGUACAAAUCAUGCCAUGACCUUGUUUUGUCAAGAUUCUGUGUUGGAGACUACCAGGUAUAUUCAUUUUCUUUUAGACUGGAGUCAGCCUUAUCAGGGAGCUUGAGCGACGACGACGGCAAUGAAAACUGCAAAAAAGAAAUAGGUUUAAUAAGGAAAACAACAACUUACACUUUCUGUUGUUGCAGGACUUCGUCUUGAAACGUCCUAAUGUCGCGUGUUGUGAAAGUCCGUCAAGUUUCAAAAAGGACACGAUGAGUGGAAAUUCUGGGGGCAUUUAUUUCUCUGGAUUUUUACACUGUUAGAAAAAGAAAUUAUUCACUGGAAACAACAACUUGUAGUUGAUUGCCUUAGACACUCCAGAUCCUGCAAGUGAAAAUAGGAAAUCCGUCUCUAAUGAAAAACAUGAGAAUCAAUAACGAAGACCAUUCAUGGCAGUAGUUAAAGGUGACUGGUCAAUCAUCAUUAAACAUAGACCCGCACUUGACCUGAAAAAGCUGAUUGGCUACUGGUCCUAGGGUCACAAUUUACUACCGAUUGACUGUAAAAAGAAGCUUUAGGAAUUGUGAAAGGGUCAGGUCAAACUCCAUUGUUUCACCCAAUUUGGGGGAGAGGUGACUCGCAUGCUAUUGAGCACUGCAUGUUCUCUUACUUCGCGCUUCAACACGAUUGUAGUAAUAGUUGGCGUGGCUUGUUCAGUUUCAUACCAGAAGUGUAACAUUUUUUUUGCUCAAUGUCUUUUUUAAAACUUCUUUCACAGGGUGCAGGAAUUUCUGGAAUUAAAAUUCAUCGAAUCACAAGGGUACACAACAGAAUCUUACGAACACGAUUUGAUGAUAAACUGGACAAGAUUCUAGACAAAGACGAUAUUACUGAACUAACCAAGUAUGAACACUUUGAUAUACUGUAAUAAAUAUCUCAGUUAUAUAAAGAUUAUACACUUGAACAUCCAUGUGCGACCACCUCCUAUAAGCGACCACCUAUCCAAAGACAAAAAUUUUCCCAGUCAAAAUCCUAUGAUUACAACCUCUGGUAAACGACGGCCUCUCAUACUGGCACUGAGACCAAUUUUUAGCCUGACAGUUUAAUAGUUUUCGCGUUGUUUUUAACCUCUUGUAAGCGACCACCUGAACUAAUUACCAAGGCUCCUUCAGGUUCAGGGGAGCCAAGAUCUGGAACAUUCACGCUUCGUCUAGCCCUGAGGAGCGAGCAUGAUUUAAUUACCGAUAAGUUUUGGUUUGGCCUAGAAAGGCACUUUAGAUCCAAGCCAAAUUGAGCCUCCAAUACUUUCGCUAUACUUAGUUGUUCCAAUUUUUUUUAUCUGUUAUUGGUUUUUGUGUUUUUUUUUUCUUUUCAUCAGGGCCCCAUUCAAACCAGCCUCGCUGAACUGGUCACCCCUGAAUAAAUAUUGUUCAAAAUAAGAAUAAAUAAAUUUAGACAUUUAAAAACUAAAAUACAUUUGUGAGCUUUAAAUAAAGUUUUCAUUCAUUCUUACCCCAAAAAGAGACCUAGCCAGUCCCUACUAUACUACUUUGUGAAAUUCAUAUUUUAGUGUAUCAACAUUACCAUAUCCGAAGUCAAAUUUUGUGUCGUGUAGUGUAUUUGAGAUGGAAGUAGUUAAAGUCGUUUCAAGCUGGACUAAUUCCUGUUUUGUUCCAGGGGAAGAUCGUACAAGAGAUUUUUAGAAUAUCUAUUCUUUAUGUGGGAUCCAUCUUUACUUGACGGGAACGGAGAACCCAUCAGAGUCUUGGAGAAAGGCUUCCGUCCUGCAUCUGUUUACGAGGUGCGUAAAUUUGUGUGUUUAUAUACGUGACUGCAUUAAACCAUGAAAACUGCCACUCUCCUCUCCAGGAUAAUUGACCGAACAAGAGAGAAAAAUCCUUAUGCUCCUCCGUUCAAUAUUCAGGAAAGGGAACAAAUUUCAUUUUGUGAAAAUGCUGAAGACAAAUUACUUUAGUAGCAUGCUAGACACUGCGAAAGAGGCUUCAUUCGAAUGGUCACACUAAAGGAUUUCAACCGCAGACUCAAAAGUUAGAACUACAUAGUAAAUAUCAGAGCCAUAAUGGGUCCCAUUAUGGCUCCUGUAAAUAUAUAGUACCACGUAAACGUACUGCUGAAGAGGUUUCAUUUUAAUUAUAACACCCUAGGAUCUCAUCCACAGACUCAAAAGUUAAAACUAAAUACUAAGUAAAUAGUGCUAUGUGAAAGUACUGCUGAAGAGGUUUCAUUUGAAUGGUAACACCAUAGGAUUUCUUCCACAGACUUAAAAGUUAAAACUACAUACUAAAUAAAUAGUACCAUGUGAAAGUACUCCUGAAGAGGUUUCACUUGAAUGGUCACACCAUAUGAUUUCAUCCGUAAAAUCGAACGUUAGAACUACAUACUAAAAAAAUAGUACCAUGUGAAAGAACUGCUGAAGAGGUUUCAUUUAAAUGGUUACACCAUUGGAUAACAAUCAUCCACAAACUCAAAAUUUAGAACUGCGUACUAAAUAAAUAGUACAUUGUGAAAGUACUGCUGAAGAGGUUUCAUUUGAACGGUCACACAAUAAGAUUUCAUCCACAGACUCAAAAGUUGAAAUUAUGAAUGGCCUGUAAUUGGCUCUGGGAUUGUAAAGCGCUCUGUACAUUAAUUCUGUGUUGAUUCUUUGUGUUCUGAAGGAAUUGAAUGAAGAUGGUGGUGUACCUCUCGCGAACAGCGUCAGUGUCUGUGACACACCCAGAGUGGAUUACCUCAGGACAAAAGCCAAACAGAGAGAGAGUACCGAUCAAUGCCCGUUUAGGCAUGGUGAGUGUUCUACAGUGGCCAGGAAGUCAAAUAAAACAGUCUAAAGCGAUACAAAUCAAUAGGCUUUCUCCAAGCACUUGUCUUAUGUACGUUAUUUUAAUGCAAGCAUUAGUAAUUGAUGAUGAAAAACCUGAUUCGCCAAUUGAAGAAUGGGUACCUCAGAUAUCCAGGAGCUUCUCCUAUUGGCAGAUUAUUGGCAGCCAACUCAAUCAACCAGGUGGAGUCUGCAUGGCUGGUAUAUCUUGGCAACCCGACCUUAAACCUCAGGGAGGGGGUAACAGUCGUUAACUGACGCCAGCUUGCAGUCGCUGACCACCCGUGGAGACAGCUCAAUUUGAGAAUUGUUUGAGAGCACUUGAUGUUUUGAUGCAUAGACAAAACUUGAUUCCGCUGACCGCGAUAGGGCAGCUUGGGCGCUCUUAGCUGUCAACCCCGUUAGGUGUCAUUAACCGACUCUAUUUUUUAAGGGUUUGCAGGAUUCUUCGGUCUACAGAUUGCCGUGAUAACGCAAUUGUCCUACUUUUCGGGGAGCCACGAAGCCUUUUGAAACAGUAAAUUAAUGACCCAAAUAAUGUCCCUAUAGCCCUAAAAAAUAGUUGGUGUUUGUAAAGUUCAGUCAAUGGGUUCUUUAGAGCUUCGUGGUUCCAGUACUUUCAAGUCCAACAAAAUAAUUAUUUACCCUGUGUUACGUUUAGGUCAACUGAUCGUCGCCAAAGUGUUUGUUGGAAAUGUGGUACCUGUUAAGAAUGAAAAUAAGUAAGUGAAACAUGACCUUUUUGUCUUCAGUUAUAGUCAAGCUUUUGUAUAUUUUGUUAUCAUUUUUCGAGCAUUUUAGUGAGGUAAGGGCAUUAAGCUAUGUAUUAUUCCAGUAUUUUUGCGAAAUUUUCCCGGAAUUUUUUUUUGUGUUUUCAGAGAAGAUGAAAAUUGUACAAAAAACUUUAGGAGAAAAUGAAUACUUGCAGUCGACAGGCGAAAGAAAAAAAUUCACAUGUCAUACAGCCGACUAAGGGGUUAUCUUUUGCUGUACAAAAACCAUUAACUUGUUUAUGUUGUUGUUAUAACAUUAAUAAGUUUUUGAAAAGAAACGAAAAAAGCCACUUUAUGAUGGAUGUGAUCGAGCAUGUUAGUGACUUUUGUGGGAGAGAGUCAGACCAAGCAUUUUAUUGGGAAAAAACGGAGCAUAAAGGUGGAGCAUGUUAUUUGGAAAACAAAAGCGUAAUGCACAAAAGUCCAGUUAUAGUAGCUACAAUUAGUUUGUAGAUACCUGGUGGAACCCAGAACACUUCGCCACUUGCAGAUCUCCUAUAAUGCACCUUAUUUGCCCCCCAACAUUUUGCAUAAGCAUUGCUUUCAGUUUCUCUUGGGGCGGCUGUAAUACCUAGGAGAAAUGAAAAACAAAGGUUAUGCAAAAUGUUGGGGGCAAAUAAGAUGCAUUAUCGGAGAUGUGCAAGUGGCAAAUAAGACGGAAAUAUUUGGCCAAGAAAGUACGCUGGGGUGGGAGUUACAAGACCUCUCUUCUUUCGUUUUGGGUGAAAACUAUCUCUGCAUCCUUUACGAAAAUAUUCAAGAAGCUUUUUUCUCAUGUUCUGGAAACUCUCGAAUUCUGGAUUAUACAGUCAAUUCUCUCUCCACACUAUUUGUCCGUUCGGCUUGAUAGGUGUAAACUAACAACGUUGAUUUUUCCUUCUUUAAUAGAAUUACAAAGGCGUCUUAUCGAGGUGCAGACUCCGUUUAUCGAAGUAGGGUACACGAGAACUGCCCGACAAAGCCUGGGUCGGGUUUGAAAAGAUCAGUCAGGGACACGAAUUGCGAGUGCAGUACGCAGCAGUGCGCGUGGUACGUGUUUGAUAACGAGAUGGUGCUGCCUGAAUACGUUGUGGACUUUGAAUAUACAACAAAGGUAACUAGAUCGAUUUUACCCCAUAUUCCUGGCUGGUUGGACUGCACUGAAAAUUAGUAGGAUAUGUAUGGGAAAAACAGCUCUUGCCACCCAGUUACGGUUAAGAAAAAUCAUAAGGUUCUUUUCAGUCUGUUCUUAAAUCCCAGUUACGGUUAAAAUUUUUUUUUUUCAUAACAACAAUCCUUAUAAAUUUCGAAAACUUUCAAUCUGUUCUUAAAUUUUCUUUUCCUUAAAUUUCGAAAUUUUCAACCUUUGCACAGAGGUGCUCAAACUUAUGAAAGACAAUUUUUUCAUAACAGAAAAUCCUUGUAAAUUUCGAAAUUGUCAUGCUGUUUUGAAAUCUUUCCUUUAACAAGCAUUACUAGGCUGAAAUUUUCUUUUGUUCGUAACAGACAACCCUUGUAAAUUUCGAAAUUUUCAACCUGUUGUAAAAUCUUUCCUUUCUCAUUACGGGGCUCAAAUUUAUAAAAGACAAUUUUCGGCGACCGUUGUAACGGCUACUUUUGAAAUACAUUGCUGAAAAUUUACAGGAUAUCGAAUUUUGUAUGCUCUUUCAGUUCCUGCUAAAAUCAUUCUUCCAAAGAGAGUUGUCUUCGUGUUUACUGAAAGUUGAUCAUAAGUGACCACCUAUUGCAAAAGGCCUGUUGUCUUAUUCCACGCACAUGUAGGUAAACUUUCCUAUUUGCAGGUGAAGCCCAAGUCGUCAUUUAUUUACUAUUACGGAGAACAUGUGGACAACGCUACUCACAAACCAAGCAAUGACGAAGAAAAAUAUGACAUUCCCGACGGAGAUGUCUUAAAUCUGGAGCCCAACAUCCCUAUAAGACCAAGGUAAAAGUUGAGAAAAAUUGCUGUCAGAACAUACUGGCCCAAUGCGAAUAAUGACCGGCAGUAUCAUACGAGGGGAUGGAUGAUAACAAGUGAUUAUAAGCAGCUGUCGUAUGCACUCGUAAACUGCUCUCAAUAAAGUCACGAUGCGUUGUGUUUGCUCUCUCGUUCAGCCUGUAACCCCCCCAUUUUUUUUUAAUCUUGCUAAUACAAUUCCUCACUCUAAAAUAACACAUUCUCUGUCUCGCUCUCUCUCUCUCUCUCUCUCCCUCUCACCACCUUCCCACGUGGUCAAGUCUAAAUAAAUUAUGGUUUGCGCUUACGCAAAGUCCUACCCACAAGGGAGGGGAAGGUUAACCUCUCGCACACAGCGGUUUCUGAAAUUCACACUUCUUUUAUCAGUGACUUCUGCUUCCCGCCACUUUUUUAUUCGUCCCUCACUUUCCCAAUCCGAACGUUUUCACAAUAGUGCUCUUUUUUUGCCGUCUUUUGCGAUACCUUUAUGGGUAAAAACAAGCGUUAGCUUUCCGUCCUGAACACCCUUAAUGAGACCGAAUCUGCAAUUUCUCCACCUAAGAGAGACGACGGGCAUCCCUACCUUUUUCUUCCUCCCCCAGUCUUACUCGCCGCCCUAACAGGCCCAGGGGACCGUUUCUCGAAAGUCCCAGUAGCUUUUCGGGCCCGAAAUCAAAUAUUGAAAUCGAAAUAUAAAGAAUAAAGGCGUGGGUCCUGGUUAGCAAGCUACUUCAUUUUGUUUUAUUAACUGAUAGUUUUUCAUGUUAGAUGCAAAGCUAUUGAAACCUCGAUCUUUAAUGUAAACGGCAACAGCUUACCGCGCCCGUUAAUUAUCGGGACUUUCGAGAAACGGGCCCCAGGGGUUGUUCCGUACUAUUUUUAUGGAUCAAUUUACGUUUCUGGGAAACUACCCACCUACCCCUCCCCUAACCCAACAUUUUGCCUUGAGUGAGAAGUAAGUGUUAAUGUUGACUUAGGGGAGGGGUAGGUGAGCAGUUUCCCAGAAACCUAAAUUCAUCCAUUUUUACUUCCCAUGUAAGUUAAGAGUGUAAAAUGACAGAAAGCUCAACAUAGAAUUCUCCAGGUGCAAAAAGUGUCAGGGUUGUUGGAAAAAUAGAGUUUUUGAUGAUUGACCGAUGUUUUUUCUACUUUUUUUCAGGUUAAUUGCUUUGACGGAAGAAUUGUUACUAAAGAGAUGUAAAGUGGCGUCUCUUGAGCAUAUUGUCGUAAGUUAACCACGAGACCGAACAAACCCCAAAUUUCCGGAAAAUUCCACUUGAUAUUUCAGAAAGUACUUAAAACAUACUGCAUCCCUGGAGUUAUUACACAAAGCUCUAGAUUGUAAAACCGUAUUCCUUUUCCUGCUGGAGGGGACAACUCAAGAAAGUUUUGUACAGGGGGCUUUGCAUCGAGGAUCAACCCCUAACCGGUUCACAAGCCUUUACGUGCCAAAUUUCAAUAAUUACUAUUUUUCUUUCUUCUAAGAAAAAUUCUAACUCUUUGUUAUGUGCCAAGGUAAUAUGAUGAUAGACAAAUAAUUAUCUCCAACAGUCUUGGUACAACGGGUCUAUAGCGGACUGUUCACAGUACCUGAUUUUCCCUACGAUCGUCGAUAUUAAGCGCUUACUGUGGCUGGUGGCCAUCUUGUCAUCUUAGUUUCAAAUGUCUCGAUUGUAACCCCAUUGAAGAGUAUCAAAUCUACCUAGGGAGGGAGGCUAUAAACCCCAACGCCCGCCCUCUCGGUACAUUUGAAAACCCCAGUGAAGAGUAUCAAAUCUACCUAGGGAGGGAGGCUGUAAACCCCACCGCCCACCCCCUCGGUACAUUUGAAACCAAGACAUCUGUAAGAUGCAGCAAGCGCUCCAUCUGAACGAUCUUACGGAAACGUUUGGUAGUGUAAGUAGUCUAUUGGGACCAUGACCGUGGCAGCAACAGAAUUAUUUGCGCCGCAAUUUUUUUUUCUGGAAAUUACUGUUCAUUAGUAUUACUGCACUCAAUGUUUCGAUGAAAUACGUCGUACUUUCUGGCUGCAACGCCUUGUUUGCCUUCAGACCACUGGACAUAUCAUUGUUAUAAGUCUCUCUUGUAUGGGAUACUAUCCUGUACCAUCCCUACUUAGAUCACAACGAAAACUCAUGAAUAGAUGUCAGUGAAGUAGAAAUUGUAUUCGGAUCUUUGGUUAUUACAGUUUGUUUGUUUAUUAGCCUGCUAGCAAGCCCUCCAUUUAUGGGGAGGGAAGCGAGUCGCGCGAGAACGCGCGAGCGAGCGGCGAAACCGCGAGGGUCGCGGGCCUUCUCGUGUGACUUCUCGCGAUUCCCCCAAAUGGAGAGCUUGCUCGCAGGCUAUUUGUUUAUGAGUUCUGAAUGCUUUUCCUUUCAGGUUUUGAAUCUUCACGGAAACGGACUGAGUCGACUGCAGCACUUGACUUGUAUGACAGCACUGAAGAAACUGACAGUCAGCUUCAAUGAACUGACGCGACUGGAUGAUAUAAGUUACAUGGUAAUGUCAGAUGAUUUAACUUAACCACUAAGCACUCAAAUCAACUUGUAAUUGCUUCCUUGGUUUCUGUCAGAUGUUGUUGUUUGAGAGAAUGUUGAGUUUGUUUUUCCUUUUUUGAUAGCUUUUCUUGGAAUACCUCGACGCCAGCUUCAAUAAAAUCACAACCUUGGAUGGUCUGAAGGUUUGUCAAAUUUCAUUCAUCUAGUACUGCUAAAAUCGUCGAUAGAAUAGAUCCGCCUUCUUCAAAACAACCUGCUCAAAAAACGCUCCAGUAAAUCGAGUAUUACUGGUUUGCUUUAGACGAUAUCAAUUUCCAAAAUUAAGAAUAACAGAAUCCAUUCUCAUAAGUUUUUAGGCCUGUCAGAUGUUUAAUUAGAUCUCCGUUGUGCUUCUAUUUUGCAAAUUUUUUUAAUUCCCGAACUUUUGCAUGAGACUAGAUUAAAAUGGGUACCUGAGAGAUUUCAGGAGGGUAAAACAUUAGUUAUGUUUGAAGUUUUUACUAGAUGACAAGCCUUGUAUUAGAAAAACUAAUACAAGGAUCUUGAGCUGUUACUUUAUUGCAUUUUUAAUGUUUAUUGUUGAUGGUUAAUAGUAAAAACCCGCAAUUAAUCCAAGAAUAAUACAGUUGAACCUCUCCACAAUAGCUACCUUGGGAACAGAAGAAAGUGGCCGUUGCAGAGAGGUUUUAAUGAGGGUCAAUGUAUGGAUAGCCUGCGAACAGCAGACGUAUUUCCGGUCGUAGAAGCGACGACCGGAAAUACGUCUGCUGUUCGUAGGCUAAUGUAUGGACUGUCCGCCAAAAAAAGUGGCCGUUAGUGGAGGUUCAACUGUAAAGUUGUGCCAUAUUUCCUUCACAGGGUUGCAAUAGGUUAAAAUAUUUAGACGUGAGCUGGAACCAACUGAGUCACACCCGAGAGCAACUGGGCAUCACGAGGAAACAUGUGAUCACACUCACUCAUCUGGACACGCGUAACAACCCCUGGCAAAAGGUGAAUAUACUCGUUACAUACCCGCAAAUAGAUCACAGCACUAUACCGUAUGAUAUGUCAAGGCUAUAUACUGGAAUCUUUUGUGAAAACGGCAAUGGGCGCGACCCUUGAAGAGUUAAGUGAGGUCUCCAUUUUCUUAUCCAGGGUCUCAGACGUAAUUUGACCCCUGUUUAUAGCAACGUCUGUGAAGCAGCACCGAUAGGGAACUUAAGCACCAGACGUUCUUGAUUCACGGACGGCAUGGCUGGCGGCGCAGAACUGGAUCGGGCACGCUGUUUACGUGCCAAAUGCAAAUCGUUAAGCAAACCAACGUGAAACCAUCACGAACGCUGACAGAAUAAUUCAUUUCUUUCAAAUAUUUGCGUGAAGUUUUGUUUCUUUCUUACGAAGAAAACAUGAUUUCGGACGAAGGAUUCUUCUUUUGAAUGACGAAUACUCUUCGAAGAACCCAGAAUUUGAACUUCUGCUUUCAACCUGAGAACUCGCGUUUUGAAGUCUGUGGCCACAACUCAAGAACGUCUUGACAAGCGCGGCGUCUGUCAUGCUGCAAAAAUACUUCCGGUUGGCGUCCGUGGUACCAAGAACAUCUGGUGCUUAAGUUCCCUGAUAUCUUUGUUCUGGGCCCCAAACAGACUUAACGAAUUACCGGAAAUGUGUUUGAAAUUUCCGUCGAACCUGAUUGGCAAAUCGACAAUGGCUUUUUUAACAGUCCAAUCACCGCGCGUACCUUGGCCCAGAACUAAGGCCUUUUAACAGUCUUUUAACAGUUUACUACCAGAAUUCUUCAGGGAUUGGCUUUCUUGUGCAAUGUAGGGCUUUUGUAGUAAUAGAAGUCAGUGGUGAAUUGACCACAAAGCGCAAGUACCUUUUGUUUCUGCACGUAGAUAGGGUUUACCUCUUCAUCUCCUUUUCAGUUGUGAAUAAACAGUUAUUAUUAUUAUUAUUUAUUAUUAUUAUUAUUAUUAUUAUUAUUAUUAUUAUUAUUAUUAUUAUUAUUAAACCUCUGACAAUACUGUUCUAGAAAACCUAAAUGGUUUGGGACAUUCCUCAAAGUCAGGCCGCAUUAUACAUUCAAUUAUCUCUACAGUCAAUUUUCUCUAAAGCUUUUGGACUGGCUGGCGCAAUUAUGUCGGUUUUGGGUGGUUUCGAUCUUCUUUUUAAGUCAAGGGAGAGUUCAUUUUGCCAGAAUUGUUACUUUAAUUCGAUAAAGUCGUUCACUUUCAUUGUGAGUCAUCUUUUAUGUUUCAGCCUGAAACUUUGCGUAUGCGAGCUCUUGGAAGGUUGAAAAACUUGGAGUGUCUUGAUGGUGUGAACGUCACGGACGAAGAGAUGACGACAGCAUUAAAGAUGGCGGCUGCUUCCCGCCCCUCCUCGUUUUCAAUCCUCGCGCACGCUCGCACAGACCAGAGUAAACCACGGACUUUGAGCUUGGUACCGACUGCACAAGCCAUCUUAGGAAACAGCCAGAAUAAACCCGUCAAGUUGAUGGACGAUGAUAGCCAGUGGUUUCAAAAAGUAACGUCAUAACGUUUUAUGUUUUUAUGUUACCAAUAUGCUGUCCACUGUUGUCGUUUUCACGGUCACCGUCCAUUCAUUGCUUUGACGGGUAUGCACAACUGUGAGUAACCUGCAUCACAGACGUUAUUUAACUCCUGUUAGUAAUGUCUGCGAACCAGCGCCAAGAUCCUUGUACUGGGUUUCCUACGGACUCAAUGAAUUACCGGAAGUGCGUUUUCGGAUUUCCUUUCGUCCUGACUGGCAAAUGGACAAUGGCUUCUCCUCGCCAAAGUGACGCUGGCUCACUCGUGAGCCCUACUUGGUUUUAAGAAAAUCUCGUGGUCGUCCUCGUCUUAAAAACUAAAGCUCUCUAUUGUGUUACUAUUAGGUGCAUUGUUUGGGUCCUUUACCUAUUGUUUCAUCAAACCAAUAACAGCCGUGGAUGUAAAUAGUAAAGGCUCGCCUGAAAAUCUCUACUAAGGAGCGGGAAAGUUGACAAGAAAUACGUGUUUUAAACUAUUGCGAGAUGUAAAACUGGAUGGAAUUGAACAAUGAGCUGUUAUCUUAAUACAUGUAAACAAUCUCCUAGACUUAAUUCCAGCAAACUUAUCCCUUUUUUAUUAGGUCACAACAGUCAAUCUUGAUAACCAACAUCUCGGCAAGUUAGCGAAUAUGGAACAACUGGAGAAUCUGCGGUGGGCUUCUUUUAACAACAACGAUCUCACCAAGAUAGAGGUAUAAAACGUCUAAAAGUGAACAUAAAGAGCACGAAUGUCUUCUUGUAUUGCCAAUCUUAGGCAAUUCCGGCUGACAUAUUAGGGACUUAAGAUGUCGUGAGGGCAGAGAGAAUGUCGAAAAAGCAAAACCACAACUCUGCUCGCGCAGCACACUUUGGAAUGUUCACGCUCGCACGAACAUGACAUGAAAUUACUGAAUUUCACGCCUUAUGGAGAACAUAAAAAACGUGAACAAAUGUCUUCCCCUAUUUUAAACUUGGAUACUUUUCAUAAGAAUUUAACUCCAGGAGAGCUCUCCUGCAUUUGACAAAUUGAGCGAGUUGUAACAAUCGCGCUGAAGUUUCAAUGAACACGAAGCCCCUUUUUUAGUGAGCUUUUCGCACCCGUCGCGGUCGUGUGACGUGGUAUCUUAAACUCCCUUCUAUCUUCAAUAAUACCAGCCUUUUCAGGUCCAAACUCCGUCAACCAAAGACCUUUUAUCGCUCAGUCCUCCAUAUUGAAGGGAACGCUAUAUUCGUGGACUCGUCUUGUAAAGAGCUUUGUUCUUUUUGUUUUCAGGGUCUCGAAUCUUGCAUUCAUCUUGAGGAGCUUUCAGUUGAAAACAACUGCAUCAGCAAAUUUGAAGGUAAUUUUAAAGACAGAUUGCAUGAGCCAUGUCCAUACCAAGCGGUUACCAACUGCUACUCCUUCAAUUUCCCGCGCUUUUUUGCGUUAUACUUAUUAUGGCGGGUCAUAUUACGUGGUCAAACUAUCUUACAGCAUUCUAUUCUAAAAUAUUAGAGCGGUUCUCACUUGACUGUCGAAAGUAACUGAGGAAUUGGUUUGGUUUUGGUUUUACUACGCCCUUUGGUUGGCUAGUGUAUUUACUUUGGUUUUGGUUUUACGACAGUCAAGUGAAAACCGCUCUAUAACUAAAACUUCCUAAACUCUGUUUGACCAAUGCUUUUGCGCUGUCUUUUGAUUCAGGUCUUUCCAAACAAACAAAGUUAACCUGGCUAAGUCUAGCCGGUAACAAUCUUACGUCCCUCGACACCGGAGUCCUGGAAAAACUACCACAGUUGAGAUAUUUGUCUGUGGAAAACAACGCCAUCACCUACCUUCGUGGGCUCCAGGUAACGUUGUUCACGUUUCUAAGCCAAGAACCUAGGAGCUUUCUAUUUGUCCAAAAAAAAUGGUCGUGUUUUUUGUUCAGAAAACUGAGAGGGAAAUGUUUUCCAAGUUUUUUCAAUGUUUUGUACCCAGGCUCCUAAGCAAAUAUGGGAAGAGUACAGGCAGGCUGGCUCCUGGGUCAGGUUACCGCAAAGGGUCAUGGAAGGGGCAUGCGAAGGCAAGCGCAAAACGAGCGAGGAGCGACAGACACGCGCGACGCGGAAAGGCACGGUUUUUCUGCGCUUUCCCGCGAGUCGCGUGUCUCGUGCUCCACGCUCGCUUAGCGCUUGCCUUCGCUUGCCCGAAAAACGUGAAAAAAUAGCGCCAUUUAUGCAGGCUUGGUUUAUGGUUAACGUGGUACGAAAUUCUUGGAGAUUCUUGCGCCAAAUGAAUCUUCAGUGCCGACCUUACUGUUGUUCUUCUUAAAAGAGUCUACAGAAUUUGUUUUGAGAUUUUAAUCGCUGCUUCUUAUUUCAGAAUAAUCAAAAUCUUCAGGAACUUUACAUAGGCAACAACCAGCUGACCAACAUCCGGGAGAUAUUUAACCUAAAGGUAAAACAGAUUUAUCCCAAUUUAUGUCUUGCCGGAUUUUUGAAAACGUUAUCACCAAAUAAGUCGCUUCCGUCAAACCGGUUUUUUUUUGCGGCCAAAGUAACCAUUAUAAAAACUAAGAGUGCAACCAUUGCUUUUUGCUCUUCUCCUCCUUUCUUCUUCCUCGCUUUUUCUUUUUCUCUUUUUUUUUUCCUUCGCUGCUUCGAUUUUGGAGCUUAUCGAGCGCCAAAAACCCUGCCUUUUGGCCUUUUUCGCUCAAAUGGCGCAGAUUUCGUUACCUUCGUUGUCAAAAAUUCGGCUAAAUGUAUAAUUGUCUUUCAGUCAUCCCUGUAAAAAUGUAUCAGUCAGUUAUCCUCAGAAUUAAUACUUUAUUUGUAUUUUUUACCUAGACCAUACCUAAUCUUCUCAUCCUUGACCUCUGUGGUAAUCCUAUGGCUUCCGCUGGUCAAAAUUACCGCUUGUUUGUUGUUUACCACUUGACGUCAUUGAAGGCUUUGGACGGACUGGCUGUGGUAAGGUUGUUUACAUUUUUUGCCUCAUUAACAUAAGCUUAUCAUUAUCUGAUGAAGCUAAUAAAAUAAAAUCUCUGAAUAUUGAAAAAGUAGAACAAUUUCAGUCAUCUCUGAAAUUUUGAGCCCGAUUUCUUCAAUAGUUUCUGAGAAAUCCUCUUUGAAAAACCCUAAACUUUACAAAGGAUCCUGAAUGAAUGAGCUCAUUAACGUUUUUGCUACCCAGCAAUUUCGCAGUCUUUUGAUUGUCUAUAUUUCCUUUGUUAUUGAUUGCAACUGGGGAGCUAAAACUUGCACAAACUGCUCGAAUUAACCAACUCUUGCAACUUUUGAACCUAAUGUGUAUAUACACGGCGACCGCUCCUAUGGGUUAACUCGUAUGCUAAUGACAAGACUCUAUAAACAAUGACGUCAGGAAGGAUUCGCCUAUAUGUUACAAAAGCUUCCUUAGUUUGAUUGGCUACAUUGCUGCUGUUAUUGUUUACACGUCAUGGGAGAACAUAAUCUUUUCAUCAAUCUGUUUUUCCACGACCUUUUUUUCCUUCUAUGCAUCUCAGUGUCUUUAUUAUUCUGUGUUUGAAGGAAACAUCAGAAGGCAGCCUUGCCAAGGAUACAUUUGGAGGAAGGUUUGUGACAUUUCAGACAGGUGACUCAGUUUAUAUUGAUCCCAAUGAGAAGACUCCUGAUUCAAGCAUAUAUUUCGUCUUUCUACAGGCUUACUCCAGAUUUCAUCGCCGAGCGCCUGGGUCAUGCAAACUUCUCAGAGCUAAGAGAACUUGAUUUACCUCACUGUAGCCUAAGAACUGUAGAUCUGGGAACCAAAGAUGUGUUCAUUAAUUUGAGAAGGUUAGUCUCUCCACGACACCCCUCUUCCUCCCCACCCCACCCCCUCCAGCACCUUAGUCUCUAGUGACCUAAGCCGACAGUCAAUCAUUGCGUCUGUGUCACUCAGGCAUUUCUUUCCCGAGUCGAGAAAACGAGGAAAGGCACUUCAUCAAUCUCGUUUCCAGACAUAUCUCCUCUUGCUCCAAAAGUGAAAAGACCUGGGAAGUAGAUUUCAUUGUCAUUGUCAUGUGCUUAGUUGAGCUCAGGUGCUUGGCAUUUUCUUCCUUUUGUGAACGAGCGAAAAGGCGCGUGCAAUAGUGAAAACUACUAACGUUCCUCGCCAGUAAAGUGAGAUAGCGGAAAGAAAGAAUUAACAGGUAACUAGUUACAGUGGAACCUCGAUAUAAAAAACCUAUAUAUAACGAAUUCCUCGGUAUAACGACCGAUUUUGUUUACCCCAGUAAUGCGAAAAUAUGUGGAAAAGUACCUCAAUAUAAUGCAACCUCGUUAUGGCGAACGUAUUUUGUCAGUCCCUUGGCACUUCGUUAUAACGAGGUUCCACUGAAACUUAGCUAGUGGUGCAGAACUUGCAAUAGUUUCAUUUACAGUUAACGUUACAUUCUUUUUCAGUGUAAACCUGGAGCAUAACUCGUUGACCUCUUUUGGCGGCCUUGUAAACCUCGUCAACCUGAAGGUAAAAGCUACCUGAUAUAUAUUUUUUGUUUCGUCAGUGUUUUAGAACAGUACCUCAUUUAGACGAAAAUGAGAAGAGACCAGUUUAAAGAAUGAAAAGGAAAAAUCUUAGACCCUACUAAAUGAUAUGGUUUUAUCUCUGUCCCUCUCAGGUCCUCUGUCUGAACCACAAUCAUGUCGAAAGCGGGAUUGCAAAGCCGAAGGCAACGUCACCAGCGAACGCAUCAAAACGAGGCACUGACUUUUCCGUAGCAUCAGAGAUAACCAACCCGGAGAAUUUUACUCCAGUUCUUCCUAAUCUUGAAGUUCUACACCUUGGGUAAUAAAUACUUAAUUUAUAGAUUCACUCAAGUCGAAAAGCGAAGCUCCAGUUAAUAAAUUCACAAUUUACCUUAAACAGUGUUACCAUCGCAAAGAAAUCCACUUAAAGUUGAGCCUGCGAUCAGGUGAAAAUUAGUAGCUUGUCAGCGGAUAACUUCAAAAAACACGUUAACUCGUAGGGUCGAUACCUGAGCCCGCGAUAUGGCCGUGUGAUACUAGUUGGCGGAUACCCUGUUUUGACGGCUGUCAAUUGACGACAACAUAGAUGUGCAAUAUCAGGUUGCAGGCUCCCACAUUAGCUAGAAAGUCUGAGAUUUUACAUUGGUUUCCGUGGGGUGCUGACGAACGGGUGGACGGAAGGACGGACGAUCACGUGACUACCAAAAUUUCUCGGAUGGAUAGAUUUUCCUAGCUAUAGAGCUCCACUAUUGAAUGUCCUUCCUCUAUCCGUAGCUUUCGAAUUGAAAGUAGAGGUUGUCUUUUAUAGUUUGACCAAGGUUUUAGCUAGUAGGGAUCUCCAGCCGUCCCAUGGACGGCUAUUUUUGGAAGAAAUACAAGGAAAACGCACUUAAUCUAUUAAAAUUUUAAGGGAAAACAUGCCCUCUGGACGGCCAGUUUUCAAUGUCUGAGUUAGACCCUUCACGUCCAAUUAAUUUUCGGUUGAAUUAAUCAAAGCCCAGUUUAUUUUAGUUAUUACGGACAUUCAGCAAAGAUUAGUCACUCGAAAAGCGCGCGUUUUCGACUUUGUAUUUGCGGUAAGUUACCCCAAGAUGUGAAAGGGGCGAACAAAUUGUACGCAAAUUCAUUGAAGAAAUGAGACAUCGACUCCGUGGAACGCCCUAUGUGUGGCUUUCGAUUAUACUUUCUGAGAUGAACUGAAAAAUACAGAUUGAAAUUUCUGCGGUUAUAUAUUCCUUCAGACUUGUACCCUUUUUUUCUUUUUACGACAGAUACAACGGCAUCACUGAUAUGGCCGCCUUGCAGCUCUCUCGUCUGACUAAUUUAAGAGCUCUUUUCUUACAAGGUAGGCUAAAAACUUUUAAAAGUUAAGUGAUCACCUUUUUUCCAUGUUAGGCCUUUCUUUUGUUCUAGUACUUCAUCUUUAAACACGUGUGGGAAUACUGUUGGGUUCUGGGAGCUUGCGGACAGUUCAUCCCAGAGUCUUUCACACACCGCCAUUUUAAAGCAGUGUUGAGAGGACCCUAGUUAUAAGUCACGUCACCGAUAAUUGUGCGGAUUUGAUGUGUACUUCUUUGGGAUGGACGCGUCGAACCUCAGAUCACAGGUCGGCUUUCACGUUCGAACUUUGGAUUCCGUACAGGAAUCGUGUUGUUUCCAUCCGAACCAAUUAGUCCAUCCGUUAUUCCAAUAUUUUUAGUUUCAUGUCGCGUUAUUCUUUUUGCUAGAUUCUUGUGCCUUUGAAUAGAAACUUUUUCCAUAUUCCCUGAAUCGUUGUUCUCUCUGUUUGUUCCUUUCCAGUAAGGCCCAAAGUCCAAUGUCCGAUUUGUCUUAGUCCACUCAAUAGCCAUUUGAAUAUGGUUUGUUUGGGGUGGUCCACCGAUUUGUCUUAGUCAACUCGGCAAUGGAUGGGGUUGGGGUAACUUAACCUAUUCGUAACUAACACUCGUCGAUGUUUCUUUCUUCUGUAACCGAGAUAAAUUCUGGCGGUGCGGGCCUUCUAAGUUCAAACUGUGCCUUUGCCUUUAUUUAUUUAACUUUUAUAUAAAGCGCAAAACUGACCGGGAGCUAAUUUCUCUACAAGUUGUAUUAUUGUUCUCUGUAGGAAAUGAUAUCGGCAAAAUAGAAGGAUUGGAGGGACUACUAGAACUCCGAGAACUUGUUCUCGAUCGAAAUAAAAUCAAGGUAAUAAUUUUCGAAAAUAGAACUUGAUUUAUCCUAUACUGUUAGCUUUAUGACCAAAAAAAAAAAGUAUUGUUUGAAAAGGUUCUAAAGAAAAAAAAAAAAUCUAUCAGGUUUUACCUUGAAUAUAGACUUUUAUUUUUAGAAGAGAGCCCUUAUGCGUUAGUGAGUAUUGCCUGAAGAAGUCAAAGACUUUUCACGUAAAAGACUAUUUUCUUGACGUGUGCAAGUUUUCGGGACAAACACUUCCGUAAUUGUUAUAGUGGAAAAUGUAAAGUUAUUUCAACAGUCAAGAUAUAUAUCUGCAUCAAUAGUUACGCGCGAUUGGAGCGCAGGUAUUGUACCUCGUGUUUCAUGUAUAAAGGAACGUUAGGUUAUACCGGAGAGUUUUUCGUGCCGUGUAAAAAGCAACGGCCUGGGGCGACACAAGUCGUUCACGCACAUUGAACAUCGUGGCGGCGCAGUUGGCCGAGAGGGCUUGGUGAACUCAAAUUCCAGUCCUCACUUCUAAAUAUUUACUUCCGUCUCAGUGAGUUCCAGUCCUCGCUCCUACUUAUUUUCUUCCGCGGUGGACUGAAUAUGUGUUCACAUUACACCAAAGUUUGGCACAAAACCUAUCCGAUAUGUGGCGCGCCACUUUCGAGAUUGGCGCGGCGCAGCUUCGCUCCGUCACAGAAAUCGCGCCGAAAGAACCAUUCUUACGUGUAAACAGAAGCCCUUUUCGGUAUGGCUUUUGUGUCGACACGAAUAGCUAUCUGACAUAGUAUGAACACCUAUCCGAUAUGUGACUCUUCUCUUUAGAGAUCGGCGGGACGCAGCUUCCCGCCGUUGCAGAAAUCGCGCCAAAAUCAUCGUUCAUAUGUGUCAACAGAAGCCCUAUCCGGUAAGGCUUUCGUGACGACAUGAAAAGCUAUCUGAUAUAGUGUGAACCUAUUCGAUACGUGACUCUCCACCUUAGAGAUCGGCGCGGCGCGACGCAGCUUCCCGCCGUUGCAGAAAUCGCGCCAAAAUCACGGUUCUUAUGUGAGAACAGAAGCCCUAUCCGGUAUGGCUUGUAUAGUAUGAACAUAGCGUUAAGGAAAGGUCCGCUCCCGAUGGGAAUGUACCUAUAGGGCCUGGUAUUUACUUAAAUUUGCCUAUGGUUCCCGCAGGGUAUCUCAAGCACGUCAUUUAUGAGUCAGUGGAAUGUCACCGAGUUACACAUGGAAGAAAACAGGAUACGGGAAUUAACUAACCUUGAGCCGCUUCAAAAUCUUCAGCGGUUGUAUCUGGGAAUGAACCGUAUUCAAGUAAGUUACCUUCAAAAUUUCCACUGUGUUUAUGGUGGUGUCGAGCAUACAUUGUCAAACAAAUAAGCCUUUCUUGAUGUCUCUCCUUCAAGUUGAGGCUUCUCAGAGCGUAAUUUUGCCCUCGUUAGGUCCAGGCUUUAUGUUUGUCUCUGCAAACCUUGAUCUUAUUUCCUUUUUUUUAAAAUUUUCUACCCUAGGACAUAGCUGAGCUGGAAAGGCUGGAAUGUUUGAGGCACCUUGUUGAACUGUCUGUUAUUAAUAAUGCGGUGAGUUUAAAAAAAAUUGUGUUUAUUAGUUUUUCCACCAUCAAAAUCCCCACUCUUGCAACACAAGAAACUCCCAGGCCUUCCGUCCACCCUGUUGUCGAACAAUCACCAAGAAAUUCUCAGUUCUUUCUUAAGGACCCAAGUUUUGUAAUUCACUUGACAACGAAGUCAUCAAUAAAUACUUAAGUAAGUAAAUAUGGAAACCGAUCGUAAAUCUUUUCGACCUUUGACUUAACGCCAUCUUUUUCUUCACUUGAUGUAAACAGCUAUUAGGAGGCCCAAUCACCUCCUAUAGCUUCUGUUAGGUCUCCUCGUCACCUCUUUUUUCUAUUUAUCUUGUGUUUUUUGUAAUUUACAUUAAUGUGUGGAUAAUAAAUGAAUAAAUAAAUACUAGCCUGCGUGCCAGGCGUUAAAUGGGAAAGAGGAAGGGGGAAUUGAGGCACGUGAGAGAACGAAGGGAGAGCGAGGAGCGUGCGAGGAGGCGGGAAGGAAACCGUCGCCCUCUCGCGUGCCCGAAUUCCUCCUUCCUCUUCUCCUUUUAACGCCUGUCACGCAGGGUAAAUCCCUACUUAAGGAUCGUACCCAUGGACUGACAGGUGAAUUGCAAAUAGCAGAGUAGAAUUCGUAUAAUUUCAACCAUAAGAGUAUAAGUGCAUACCAGUUGUAAAUGAAUAACUGCAAGGGACCGCAAGUGAAUAUGCUGCAGAAGUAAGAUGUAAAGAAGAGCUGAUCAGCAAAAAUAUACAAGCUUUGCAGAUUUCAAUGCGUCUAUCAGUUUUAGUUUUGAGAGCGUUAAGUUGUUGCGAAAAUGUUAAGAAAGAAACUGUUUUUCUUUGUUCGAUUUUUGGAAGCUCAAGUUAUACGGAGACCCAAGUUAUCAAAGGUUCGAGUCGAAGUCACGGUGGUCAACGGUUCAGUUUGUUGUGGGACUGAGUUAUACAUGUGUGAGACAAACGUAUCGGCAAUUGACAUACGUAAACCAAUCUACGGUCUGGCCAGUACAUACAUACAUACAUGUGUGUAAGUUAUCGUAAUAGCGGUCAUUCAACUUCUUAUUUCAGCUGUAAAAGUAAGUUAUUUCGUGACAUCAGCUUGUUAGCUUGUUACUGUGCCUCCUUAGACAACAUCUUGUUCUGUUCCUGUUUAGUUACAUUUCCCAUAUAUUCCUUAGGUUACCCGUCGUCUUCUUCACCGGCCGCUACUAGUAUACCGCAUGCCCAAUCUUCUGUGCAUUGAUGGGAUUCCUGUGUCAGGUGACGAGAAAGCCAAAGCUGAAAUGUACUUCAUCGAGCAGCAGGUUAAUAACAAUAGUAGGAAGUUUAUUGUACAUUCCCCCUGCGGGGCUUUUCAGUGAUACAAGACAAAGCUGUAUAUAAUUCAUUAUCAAGUAUAUAUAAAAAUAACCCUUAAAAAGGAAAAAAUAAUAAAUUACCUAAGUUCCCGUCUAAAAUUCUUAUGAUACAAUAAAAGGUUAAAACCUUACGAAACGCUCGCGGGAUCAAGAAAUUUAUGUAACAAUAUUUGCCUCAUUUUCUGUUUAAAAUCCCUAUAAUUCGUACUUAAUUUGAGGUCUUUAUCUAGGCUCUUCCGCUAACAGGUUACAAUUCCUGUUUAAUAUUUGUUUGCCCCACUCAUCGAUCAAACCUACUCUUUCAUCAUACCUUCCUUUUUUACAAUCUAUUCUCCUCUCGCCGAGAUUUCUCCCCUUCUGAUUUCCCUGCCCUUACUAAUGCUGACAUGUGACCUCUCACGUGACUUUCCUUGGCAGGGUGGAAUGCAAAAUGUGACGUCUGCUUUAGAACCCAGUCUCCCAGGAAUCGUGACGACGCGGUCCCAGGCCCCCCUUCGGGUAGGUUGCUUAGAAUGUUUCUAUUGAAGACUGUCCAGCGUUUUCACUCAGUCAUAAUUAAAUGAAUUAGGGUGUACAUAGGUGCAGAAAAUGAGAAACCCUUUAGAGUGUUGAGUGGUAGGGUUGUCGAGUUUUCGUGGCACCACGAAACGCUGUCCAGUAUAAUGUGAACAUAGCGUUAAUCCGUCAAGCUAAACGCUUGAACGACGAAAAUGGCCACGCGCGCAGUUGAAGGUGCGAAAUGGGAGAGGCACCCUCGCCUCUUGCGUGACGCGCGUGAAACUUAACUAACCGGCUUUUUUGAAAGAAUAAUAAGAGAAUGCUGCCAGUCUACAGCGCUCAGCAAGAUGAGAACCAGCACGGUAGUGCCAAAGAUAUUUUGAGACUCACUGUCACAACUACAAAUCUUACACGGACCAUCUCUAACUACUUGUCCUUAGAAAUUGUUCUUCGCAUCUUUAUUCCUUAUUUUAUGCGUUCAUUCGCUUUCUUGUAUCUCAGGUCACCACAGUUCAACUGAAUAACAACACGGACCGCAACUGGGGAACCACUGCACUAAAAAAUGAUUUUCCUAAUGGCACCUUACUAAGGACCUUUGAACAACAGCAAGAGAAAGGUAAAACGAGGAUAAACACCAGCAUUUUUGCGCAGAAAUCGGUCACUGUUCUAGAUUACGUUGUGUUGUAAGCGGCCCUGUCAAGGGUGUUAGGGGGAAUCCGUGAAGGAUAGCAGAAAAAUCCAGCAAGGAAGCUCAGGUCCGUCGGUCAGUGCAAAAGAGCGAAAAACGAAAACAAGCGGUGAAGAAGUGAGCGAGCGAAAAACGGCGGAAGAGAGAAGGGAAGAGAAAGGAUCUGUUCAAGUACAUUCAGUUGAUCAAUUUAGGUUUUGGGAAACUACCCACCUACCCCUCCCCUAACCCAACAUUAUCACUUACCUCUCACUUAGGGCAAAAUUUUGGGUUAGGGGAGGGGUGGGUGGUCAGUUUCCCAGAAACGUAAAUUGAUCCCAUUCAAUCAGUCUACUACUCCGACUACUUCGUGAAAAACCGUUUCUCGAGUCAAAAUGUCAAAUGUCAAAACGUCAAAAGGUGCGGUGUAGGGGGCUUUCACCUGCUCGACGUGUUUGUUAGGGCCUGUUUACAUGGAGGUGGGGGACCCCAGGUAGGUUAAUUUGAUCACGUUUACAUGUUAGGUGGGGUGACCCGCCUAGGCGAGUAGCCCGGUUUGCCAGACCGUGUAACCCUCUCAGCCGGGAUCAAAUUUUGCCAUGUAAACGUUUCGAGGUGGGGUAGCCAGCCCAGCCGGGGUCGCAUUCGGGAUACAUCAAAUUCGCGCAAAAUUCAUUUUGGCGGUGGCUUGGCUUGGUUUGCCAGCAUUUUUCUUGUUUAGGUGCUCUGCGUUCAUUCAAUAAUCUUAAGAAAGUGCUCCCCGGGAUGGCGGGGUUGUAAGAUUACAUGUAAACAUAGUUAAUUGAGUGGAAUGGUUAUGAAACCUGUCAGACUCCUUUGUUAUAUGUUUUUGUGAACAUAAACUGCAGCACUGUUGUUUUUAUCAUUGAUGUUUGCCGCUUUUCAUAACCAGUCUCCUCUAAUAACUAUGAUGUAAAGGAGGGUUAUUUUUUUAUCCCACCUAAGCGGGUUACCUCACCUAUCUGGGGUCCCCCACUUCCCUGUAAACAGGCCCUUAGACACUGAGCUAGCGAAGCAAAAUGAUUGACAAAAGUGUUGAAGUAAACUGUCGAAAUUGGCUAAUCUUAGGGUAUACCAGGAGCUGGUAUACCAGAAUGAGCCAUUGAAAACAAUGCUUACAGGCUCGAAUACAUUGUCUCUCCCUAGCCCUCAUGCAGUGUUCGCGCAACUUUCUUGGAAUCUUGGAGUCUGGAACCGGCGAGGAAGCACUAAAAUUCACUCCCCAGGCACAGUAUCCGAAUGCGCUUAUCUGUAUUGCCCGGUAGUAUUUUGGAAGCCAUGGACAGCUGUUUUGCCUUCACUUAGGCUCACCAGUGUGGUAUUUCCUCCAGGUACCCUUUACUGUCCUUUACAAGGGAAUGCCUAACCCUAACCCUUGGACCCUCAUAUCCACAUAUCACAUGUCUCAGUAGCCUCCACCCCCUCCCCCCCACCCCUCUCUCUCUCAGUAAGCUGAUUUGGCAUUAGAACAGGAACGUCAUUUGACGACAGGAAAGAGCGCGGAAAGAACUAAACUAGACUUCCGGUGCCCAAUUUGGCGCUCAGCCAUUGAUCAAGCCAGUUGUUUGAUUUGCGCGCGCCGUCAUCAACUGACGUUCCCGUUGUGUUAGUAAAUCAGCCUAGUAUGAGGGUGAAGACGGACCUUUUGUGGCGUAGAGUGAGGUGUCCUAGCUCAGUUAAUACAGUUCAUAAUCUCGGAUCCUUUUUUUAAAUACAAAUGCUCUUUAUUCGUCAUCGAUUUCCACAGCCCGCCGUCGCGUCGCGAACACGCGCGGAGCCUCGAGCCACUCGCUACAAACCCUGUCUACUUCUGACUCCACGCACAGUCUCUCAAAUGACAGAUACGGGCGCACUUCCGGUAGCCUCAACCCGCAGCAGUCACUCAGCAGGCAGCCCCAGGCCUCCUCGUCUGUUCCGUACAUAGCUCACGGAAAUUACUCGUCUUACGGCGUGAAUGGCGACAUCCCAGAUUCAAACAGGUAA